UUUUUUUUAAAAAAAAGUGAAACCUAAUCACUCUUUUUCUUUUUUCUCUUUAUUACACACACACACACACAACCCACAAUGACGAGUUUACUAGAUGCACAUCGAUGGCGAAGGAUGGGCUGGUCCCGUAUUGCCUUGUAUAUAUGUUUGUUUUUAUUAACGGUGCAUCUGAUUCGCACGUUUAGUUCGAAUGAGGUUGAAACACUUGUUGCCGAAAGUGACAAUGGACACCAUUUCCCCUGGUAUCAGCAAGCACAUGUGUCUUUAACAGACCUGAAAACCAACAAGUAUACGACUACACACUUGAGCACCAAAGAACGUCAAAAGCUUACGAACAAUAUGAUUAUUAAGGCCACCCAAGCGGUGGAGGAUGAGUUUGCACAGAUCCAAGGUAUACCCGGUUCGGUAUUCAAGACAGACGCAGAGGCCGCUCAAUUUCGAGCCACGGUUGACUGUUGGACACGAGGUCAUUGGGUAUCUGUUCCGUUUACAAAGGGCAUGCCUCACUUUCAAGAUCCCUUAUACGGUAGCUGUGAUCGUAAGUUUGCCAAGUCCAAUACAAGUGGACAACGAGAUGCUGUCAAAUAUGUGUGGGAGUCUCAGUGUGGAUCCACAGGGGUUGAGGUGGAUGGCGAGAACUGGUGCAAAGUGUUGCGUGGUCGACAUGUCCUGUUGGUAGGAGAUUUGGUUCAUUAUCAGCUACAUGAAUUAUUUUUAGACACACUGCGGGAUGGCCCCGCUGUCUGCUUUGGGGAACUCAACUGCAAAGAUCAUACAGUAUGUACCGAACCCUUUAUGGAGACACGAUUGAGAUAUCUCCGUAACGAUAUCUUAUCAGUGCGUCGCAAAAUGAAUGCAAACCACGGACAUCCAAAAGCCGACGUCAUCGAAUGGCCAUUUACCAGUGCGUCUAUUAUGCGAGGCUAUCCCAUUGUCAUCAUCAACCGUGCACCUGUGCUUGAGAGCGACGAGAGUUUUAUUCACGGACUGAUUGAAACAUUGCGUGUGAUGCGUAAAGGUAACCCCAAGGCUUUAUUAAUUUACCGGUCCACGGGUAUUGGUCACCCCUUUUGUAACGAAGCAACGGGACCCUUAAAGGAGCCAUUGACGGAUGAAGCAUUGCGAAGUUUGCCUUUUGGAUGGAGUGAGAUUGGGCGUCGUAACGCUAUGGCACGCGUGAUUGUGGAAGCGGCAGGAGGGUUAUUUGUGGAUUUAGCUGCCUUGUCUGAUUUAAGGCCCGAUGGGCAUGUCGGAGGUCAAGAUUGUCUUCGUUACUGUAUUCCGGGACCAUUGGACAGCUGGGCUUUAAUUUUAUACAAGGUGUUUUUAGGCUUGGAAGGACAUGUGUUUUAAGUGAUAACAAUAAAAAAAAAAAAUAAUAAUAAUAAAAAAUAAAAAA
Molecule: messenger RNA, 1399 nt
Organism: Mucor mucedo
Lineage: Eukaryota; Fungi; Mucoromycota; Mucoromycetes; Mucorales; Mucoraceae
Exons: 2
Coding region: 79-1353 (424 amino acids)
Source: RefSeq, a predicted model, not a curated record